This is a messenger RNA of Gastrolobium bilobum, 1248 nucleotides long. RefSeq names its product F-box/LRR-repeat protein 13-like. NCBI's taxonomy places the organism in Eukaryota, Viridiplantae, Streptophyta, Magnoliopsida, Fabales, Fabaceae. Gene Ontology annotation, molecular function: protein binding. The transcript has 3 exons. Bases 1 to 1248 code for a protein of 415 amino acids. The record is from RefSeq and is a predicted model, not a curated record.
AUGGUGCGGAAAGGAAAUAUGUUACAGAAGCUGCCAAAGAUGAUCAGAGGAAAGUGUGGUGAAAAAACAGAAGGAAAAGAAAGCGUGGAUAGAAUUAGUCAAUUACCAAAUUGCAUUCUGCUAUGUAUAAUGGCAUUUAUGACAACAAAAGAAGCUGUUCGGACUUGUGUCUUGUCCAAAAGAUACAAGGACCUUUGGAAAUAUGUCCCUGCACUGAUAGUAAGAAGCACAGAGUUUCAAAAUCUUGAAUUUUUCAAGAACUUUCUGUGCAAUUUUUUGCUCCAUCGCGAUAAUUCUACUGCCUUGCAUAAUGUUGUUGUUGAGUCUGAAGGGUAUAUUACCAAUCCAAUACUGUUCAAGCUCUUCCAAUAUGCUUUAUCUCAUAAAGUGGAGCAAUUCAAAAUCGAUGUCUACAGUUUCGGUUUUGUACCAAAAGACACUGAGUUUUUCUGUUCCAUUUUCUCAUGCCAUUCCCUCACAUCUCUUGACCUUUCACUGCGUCAUUGUAGAGGGAAAGCAAUUCUUCCAAAAACUCUAGACCUUCCUGAGUUAAUAAAUUGUCAUCUAAGAAAGGUUGCAUUUUCUUCAAGUGAUGAUUACAAUGGUCCUGCUGAGCCAUUCUCAAACUGCAAGAAGCUGCGUACUUUGGUCAUUGACUGUUGCACUUUACAUGAGGCAGAGAGCCUUUAUAUAUUGAAUGAAAAUGUUGUCAAUCUGACCGUACGGUUUAACAUUUUGAACUGUCAUCCUUCCAAUGUUCAGAUAUGUACUCCAAAUCUGAUUUCAUUUACUUUCGUGGGUGGUCUUCUUUCUGAUGGGGGAGCUGUGCAUACACUGUUUGAGCACAAUCUAGAUUUUCUUGAAGAAGCAAGAAUUGAAGCUUGGUGUGUUUUACCUACUCCUAAGAUUGCAGGUACCUUGCAAAAAUUGCUGAAAAGGUUCAACCAUAUAAAAUCACUGACACUCUCUUCAGCAACUCUUGAGGUUGUCGCUGUGAUUCCUGAUUUUCCCGAUGCUGAACCUGUUGGCUUUGGUAACUUGAAAUCAUUGAUCGUGAAACUUGACCCUUUUGCACGUCCACCAUGUGGAGAAGCAUUGGACUACUUGCGUCGAGAUUCUCAAUGUGCAGCAGCUACUCUUACUCAAGCAUUGGAACUUACACUUCUGCUUUUUCUUUAUUGCUCCCGCUCAGAAAUGCCGUCCUACUAUGAUGAAGGCAUGGCGUUUUUCAUAAUCGAUGAUGUGUGA